This is a messenger RNA of Dreissena polymorpha, 5572 nucleotides long. RefSeq names its product multiple epidermal growth factor-like domains protein 10. The transcript has 5 exons. Gene Ontology annotation, molecular function: transmembrane signaling receptor activity. The record is from RefSeq and is a predicted model, not a curated record. Gene Ontology annotation, cellular component: membrane. Bases 1057 to 3252 code for a protein of 731 amino acids. Gene Ontology annotation, biological process: immune response; toll-like receptor signaling pathway. Lineage: Eukaryota; Metazoa; Mollusca; Bivalvia; Myida; Dreissenidae.
AAAAAGUAUCUAUUCAAAAGCUAUUGUAGCACAGUAAAUAUAUUCACUAAAUAAACACACAAAAAACUAACUGCUUUGUGCGGAUGAAUAAAUAAUUGGGUUAUUAUUACACCUUUUGAGAUCUCAUUGAUUUCAAUAUGAGCUAACACUUUGUGCGAAAUCCUUGAUGAAUGUUUAAUGGAUAACUGCAUUAUCUUAUUUUCUCCCAGACGGUGCAGCAUCGAGUGUAAAGAUUGCGCGUGGCUUUGGCGUGUUGCAUGUUGAUAAUACCUAGUUCUGGAUGUGGAUUUUGAAUGUGUUAAAUCAUGCAUUUAUUGGAUGUGAAAUAUACGGAUAUGAAAAGCACAUACGUUGUUCGGAUAGCGAUUUUCUAUAUUGUGUACGAAGCUUAGUCAGAUCUCUUGGGAUUUAAGUAAAACUAUGUGGUGUUUUUAUAAGAAAAACAAACAAUUUAGAACAUUUUAAAUUAAGCUCGAGUUUGAUGAUACAAUUAGUCGAUUACGUUGUGUGUUUUUUUCAUUUUGGAAUAAAGCCUCUCAUAAUGUUCUAUUGGAAUAACUAUUUAGUUCGUUAGAAUGACAGUUUAAUUAUAAGACAUAUAGGGCCACAACAAAAUGAUGGCGAUACGUAUAUAGCGCCUGAGCCUUUGUGGUGUUGAAAUAGGAAAAUAUAUUAAAGUCAUUCUUGUUUGACUGAUUAAAAACAUUUAGAUCGAAGAUAUUUUAGCACGGAUAACAGUUAUGAUGUUAAUCAGUAAAUAAAACAAUUUAUAAAAGCAUUCAUCAAGGGUCUGCGUUGGGUUUUGGAGUCAAGACUUCACUUUUUAUUAAGUAUAAAGCAAAAGAAGAUUAGACGAAUCUAAGAAUCUUUAAAACAACAAAAAGAAAAACUGACAAUUUAUACUUGUGUGCAUCAGAACCAUGCUAAAAACACAAAAUCCAAAUAAAUGUCGUUGAUAUUCUAAAUAACAAUAAUCGACAAAAUCCAAAUAAUUGCUGUUGAUAUUCUUAAUAACAAUAAUCGACAAAUGACAAACAACUAAACGUGUCUUUAACCAUGGCGUCGCUGUUAAGAAUUAUGGUUUUUUAUACUUUAGCCUUCGCCUUCUUUCCUAACCGGGCUUAUUCCAAAUGUGCUUUUGAUGCGUGCUCUAUUAUACUCCACUCCUGUAAAGCUGACCAAGAGUGCGUAACUAUGGAUGACUGUUCAUUUUUAUGCGAUAAUGUGACGUCAUCAAACAUUAUGACGUCAAAACAACCUACAGCGACAAACGAAACGUCAACGGCAUUAUACGGGAGGAACUGUUCAUGCGUACACGGUACGUGUGUGAAUAACGCCACUUCUCCAUGUGUCUGUAACGAAAGUUGGUUCGGUAACACGUGCAAUGUAUCGUGCGAGCAACUGUGUGGCGAACGUAUGUUAUGUAUUGGUCUGAAUGAAAACAUGCAAUGCAUACCAGAUGGUAUUAAUGAUAAUCAUGUACCAACGAACCUUUCAAAUGCCGACGUAUGUAGUCCGACCUACGUCAAACGGCCAGAUUCGGAAAGAAGUUGCAGUUUGAUUCCAUUGAGUUGUGAAUUUGGAGUAUGCAUUGAAAGUAUAGAUACUAUACACUGCAAAUGCGAUCUGCGGGCUACCGGUCAGUUGUGCGAACAGAGAUGCUGUCGGAACUGUGGUGCGCAUGGCUCAUGUCGUGUCGUGCCUGGAUCUGGAAUAGAAAUGUGUAACUGUGAGCAGAACUAUACGGGUGCAUUUUGUGAAAUACCAAUCCACGAAGCUAACAAUUCUUGCAACUGCAUUCAAGGGUCAUGUAAUGAUGCGAGAACGUGCAUUUGUAACAAAGGGUGGACGGGAGCCACGUGCAACAUAUCCUGUUCGGAUCAUUGCGGUCAGGGUAGCACUUGUGCAGAAGUCUUUAGCAAAGUAACCUGCAUCCCAACCGGAAUAGAGACCACGAGCCAGAGUCAGACCACGAUAAUCCCGCGCCAGGACGCUUGCAGCUCCGACUACGUCCUUCGACCAGUACAAGAACGGGAAUGCAUGGGCAUAUUUAAUUGUACAUACGGGACCUGUGUUAUCCAAGGAGACUUUAGGUUGUGUCAAUGCGAUAUUGGUGUAUCGCCCGGAUAUCAGCUAUGUGAGCACAAAUGUUGCAAGGACUGUGGAAACAACGGGCAGUGCUACUACCACCCGGAGCUAAAUGAGAUGUGUAACUGUGAAACGAACUAUUCAGGGCCACUGUGUGAGAUAUACGAUCCGCCAGUGAAGAACACAGAAGUUGAAAAGGUUCAUUGGUGGUUCUAUCUGAUUGUCGUACUGAUUCCAAUCCUCGUGAUGACGCUGCUGACGUCACUGUUUCUCGUGUAUCUUUGGAAACGACGCGUCAUCGUUGUUCUGAAAGCUGUCAGGUUGUUUCAAGCGUAUGAAGAUGACGACGAACGUCAAUGGGACGCUUUCAUCUCGUACCGUUCCAAUACCCCGGAUGAAGAUUACGUCAUUCAUACGUUAUUCCCGAAACUCACGCAAGAAAUGGGUUUCAACGUGAACGUCCAUUAUAAAGAUUUUAUUCCUGGAAAUGAGAUCACCAACAACAUCAUCUACGCUGUGGAGAACAGUCGUCGCACAAUCCUGGUCGUCUCCCCUCACUACCUCACGAGUAACUUCACCAAGAUGGAGUGGCAGUUGGCACAGCAGAAGAUGCUCGAGCGCAAGAACAAGAUAAUCCCCAUUCUUCUGGAAGAAAUAUCGUCCCAAAAGGACACCAUGGAUCCCAACCUAAAAAGUAUUCUAGACUCUGUCACCUACAUCGAGUGGCCGGGAGAUCAGUCCAAGAAGGUCGAUAAGUUUUGGCAACGAAUAAGUCUGUCAAUGCCAAAAAAGAAAAAGCAAACUCAGCACAUGAGCAGUUCUUUUCAAAAUGGUGGACUCAGUCAGCCUGCCAAUUCGACCAAUCAGAAUUCAGACUCUUUGAACAAGUCAUUUGAACUUGACUCAAUGAAACCAAGGUUUGAAAGAAGUGUUUCAGAAAGUUCAGAAGUGUAUAACCAUAUUAAUGAAAAUGAGAUGUUGGGUCCUGAAGAAAUUUACAGCAUUAUUAACGAAGGGGCAAUAGAUCUUGACGUUAAACAUGUAACUGACGAACAAACGCGUAAUGAGAUUAACAAUGAAAUGAAUGAUGACUGUGGACCGAAAACAUUGGUAAAUGAGCCUAAAAGAAUUGAAAACGACUACAUCUUCAAAAUUGAUGUUUGAAAAGUGCCUUGAGGGUACUGUAUGGUAGACUUUAAUAAAUAAAGCUUACACAAUAGUAUUUGGCAAUAGUUACGAAUGAUAUAUUCUUAACAAAAAAAUUAUACUUCAUAGUUUAAUUUUGAGCAUUUAUUGUAUAUCAUUAAAAUACAAUAUCAGAGUAAAACAUUCCAGAAUAUUAUAAAGGGGUCAAUGUCAUUGUGUAACAAUAGAUAAAAUACAUAAUUCAUUUCAUCAAUACAAAAAAAUAAAACUUUAUCGAAUGCCUUACAAUCUACGGUGCAGGUACCACAGUGUACACACAACUUUAAGUUUGUGACUUAUUCAUGUAUUUUCUAUACCAUAUGUUGUACAUAAAAGCAUUUAUUUUUUAACCCGUCUUCAAAAAAAGACAAACUACUUUAUUUUACCUCUUUUUACAGUUUAAAAUGUGCAUUUGUUUUAGACACACUUGUUUUGUGUAUAUGCCUGUGUAUGACUUUUUACGUCGCAUACAAUUUUGUGAGAUCCUUUAUUAAUGCAAAUAUCGCUGAUCAACAGUGUAAAAAUUUCUAUAUUAUGUUCGAAUUCAAUAAAUGCAAAUGAAUCCGGCUAUGUAUUUCAUAUAGCAGCAUUAUAAAAAAAAAUAUUUAAGUUAAUUAGCACAUGACAUAGGAACUAAUAUCCAUCAAGUUCCUGCGAAUUAAAUGAAUAAGUUGUUGUUGUCUUAAUAUUGGUAUAAUUUUAGAAUGUCGAUUUCGGCCUUAAUUACUUUUAUACGUUUGGACGUAAAAUGCAUUAUUUAAGAACUGUUUAUGUUUACAAAUAUUAGCAGAAUACAAAUAAUGAUGAGUACCUUGUUCAUUAAGUAAUAUUUCUAAACACAAUUGCAUUUUGUAAAAAUGUACUCAACUUUCUUGUUUUUAUUAAUUUUGAGAAGUGUUUAUUAGUUGACACGGUGACACUCAAAAGGUUAUGUUUAAACGUUUACAUGAAGUAUACAAUAACCAAUGUUUCAUCUUUGCAAAGCUGAAACUGCUUUUAUAUUUAAAACGAGUAUAAUUAAUAUGUGUAUUAAAACAGUAUUUGAAUUAAGUAAAAACAAAUAUUUUUAUUAAAAAAAUAACUUGUUAUAAUUCUGUAUUCUCUGUGUCAAGUGUAGUGAUCUUUAUGUCGCUGGUUCGAACCCUGUAAUUUUGCGGGUUCAUUUUGAUUUGUUAUGGAAUACUUGUUUUCAGAGCGUUCUGUAGAAUGACCAUUAAACGUAUUGUUAAUACUCACAAAUAUAUACUCAUGAUUGUAUUCAAGCCGUAUAGAUAAACGAUACGAUUGCAUAAACGACCUGUUUGAAUGGAAUGUUUGAUAGUUUCAGCCGUGUCACCCCCGUUUGUAUUAUUUUUGUUAUUCUUUGUUAUGUAAAAGGGCCUAGAAGUGGUAGCCUUAAACAUUUUUGGAAUUGCAUCCUAUACACAUGUAUAUUUUUAAUUUGUUCCUUAUAUUUCGUGUUCUUAGGUUUUCGUAAAAAGAUAUCUUGACAGUAAUAAGUUAAACAUUAAUUAAUCCAUUUGGUAUAAUAAAAAGAUAUGAAAGCUACUCAUUUUAUUUUAUCUUGGUCUUUCUUAAUUAGUGUCUCUUCAUUUAAAUGUUACUUGUCUCCUAUUACAUUCUUACUUUAAUCAAAUACAUAUUGUUAGUGUUGUUGUUGUUGUUAUUGUUGUUUUAAUCUAAACAUUUAUGUAAUGUAAACACAACGAUUGAUUACAGACAAUAACAUGUCUCAUUAAUCGAAUCGCCCAUUAAUCUGUAGAGCAAAAGUCGUUUCUCUUUUGGCACGCGUCGAGGAGUUGUUAAAGUAUAAAUUUCCGGUUAAAAUAAAUAUAAGCAAUAGUGUUUAAUUUGCGGAUGUUAAUAUUAUUUAAACUAAAUUUUCUAGAAAUUUAUUUGAUUGUGCCGGUCUUAAAUAAAGAGUUUAACACGUUGUUUUGUUUUCAAUGUGAACACAAUCGUGUAAUGCUACUUGAUGAAUGUUUUUGAUCAAUAACUCUCCUCUUACACAGAUAAUAAUGAUGGCGAGGAAAAUGAUGAUGGCGUUUAUGAUGUUAAUUAAGCUGAUAAUGAUUUCUUGCAACAUCAUAAUUAUCAUUAUAAAAACACAAUUAUUAUUAUUAACUUCUGAUCAUUAUUCUUAGCUUUAUGAUCAUUAUGAGCAGAAGCAUCAGCAACAACAGCAUCAACAAAACCAUCAUCAUGAUCAAAAUCAAUAUCUCUUCAUAGUGUCUCUUCAUAAAAGUGCUACUUGUCUUCUAAUACAUUCUGACUUCAAUCUAAUACAUGUUGUUAUUUU